Messenger RNA from Trichechus manatus latirostris (Florida manatee), 2026 nucleotides. It is a transcript of the gene TBL2, whose product is annotated as transducin beta like 2. The record is from RefSeq and is a predicted model, not a curated record. Lineage: Eukaryota; Metazoa; Chordata; Mammalia; Sirenia; Trichechidae. Gene Ontology annotation, cellular component: endoplasmic reticulum. Gene Ontology annotation, molecular function: protein binding. The coding region runs from base 29 to 1369 and encodes 446 amino acids. The transcript has 7 exons. Gene Ontology annotation, biological process: endoplasmic reticulum unfolded protein response.
AGGCUGAGGUGGAAGCGACUCCGGGAAGAUGGAGCUACCGCAGAUGCCGGAGCUAAUGGGGCUGUCGUUGUUGUUCGGGCUGCUGGCCCUGAUGGCGAUGGCGGCUGUAGCGCGGGGUUGGCUGCGCAUGGCGGAGGAGACGCGCGGCCAGCGCGCUGGCCAAAAAGAAAAUGGAUUUCCACCUGAUAAAUCCUUGGGAUCCAAGAAGCAGAAACAGCAUCAGCGGAUUCGCAAGGAGAAGCCUCAACAACACAACUUCACCCACCGCCUCCUGGCUGCAGCACUGAAGAGCCACAGUGGAAACAUAUCUUGCAUGGACUUUAGUAGCAAUGGCAAGUACCUGGCCACCUGUGCAGAUGAUCGUACUGUCCGCAUCUGGAGCACCAAGGACUUCCUGCAGCGGGAGCACCGCAGCAUGAGAGCUAAUGUGGAGCUGGACCAUGCCACCCUGGUGCGCUUCAGCCCUGACUGCAGAGCCUUCAUUGUCUGGCUGGCCAAUGCAGACACUCUCCGUAUCUUCAAGAUGACCAAGCGAGAGGAUGGGGGCUACACCUUCACAGCCACCCCAGAGGACUUCCCUAAAAAGCACAAGGCACCCAUCAUCAAUGUUGGCAUUGCUGAUACAGGAAAGUUCAUCAUGACUGCUUCCAGUGACACGACUGUCCUCAUCUGGAAUCUGAAAGGUCGAGUACUGUCUACCAUCAACACCAACCAGAUGAACAAUACACACGCUGCCAUAUCCCCAUGUAGCAGGUUUGUGGCCUCGUGUGGUUUUACCCCAGAUGUAAAAGUUUGGGAAGUCUGCUUUGGAAAAAAAGGGGACUUCCAGGAGGUCGUGCGAGCCUUUGAACUGAAGGGCCACUCUGCAGCUGUCCACUUCUUCGCUUUCUCCAAUGACUCCCGGAGGAUGGCCUCUGUCUCCAAGGAUGGUACAUGGAAACUGUGGGACACAGAUGUGGAAUACAAGAAGCAGCAGGACCCCUAUUUGCUGAGGACAGGCCGCUUUGAAGAGGCAGGCACCGUGCUGUGCCGCCUGGCACUCUCCCCUGAUGGCCAGGUCUUGGCCUUGGCCAGUGGCCGCAGUAUUCAUCUCUACAAUACCCGGCGGGGUGAGGAGGAGGAAUGUUUUGAGCAGGUCCAUGGGGAGUGUAUCACUGACUUGUCCUUUGACAUCACUGGCCGGUUCCUGGCCUCCUGUGGGGACAGGGCAGUACGGCUGUUCCACAAUGCCCCUGGCCACCGGGCAGUGAUGGAGGAAAUGCAGGGCCUCCUAAAGCGGGCCUCUAACGACAGCACCCGCCAGAGGCUGCAGCAACAGCUGACCCAGGCCCAGGAUGCCCUGAAGCACCUGGGUGCCUUGAAGAAAUGACUGGGAGAGUGUGGCAGGAAGGAUCUGACCUCCUGCUGCUGCUGCCACUUUUCUUUCCAGGUACUCCCCAGCUGGAAAUCUUUUGAAAGGAGUAUCUUGAUUUUCCAAUUGGUGGCCCCUCUCUUUUUUCCAAUGAAACUGUUCUUCCCUAUUUAGAUCUCUCUUCUUGCUGGCUGUGAUUCCAGGUCUUACUUGACCUCCUGGGCUAAUGACCAAGGUGCUUCUCUUUCUCCUGGGCCCAAGUGGCGGAAUCUGUCUUCACAGAGGAGAGUGGUAAAUAGAAUUGAGAGCGAGAACAAUGUAGUCUUUAACCUUGUAGCAACACACCAUGGUACCCAAGGAAGUUCGCAAUUGUGGAGGCAAAACUUAGGGAACACGUGAAUAUUAACCAGCAGUUUUGCAGGAGGGGAGAUUGGGUUAUUUUCCAGUUACAAAACUCAUAUGGGAGUUAGGCAGAGGCUGGUUUUAAUCUAGUCGAGACAUCUAACUCCAUCAAAAAAUAAUUAAGGGACUUUAUUCUGUGUCUCAGUUUUCUUGUUUGUAAAAUGCUGAGUAACUGUUCCCUGUGACAACCUUGCAGAGAUGUUGUGAGGGUGUGAAGGUAUAAAAUGCCCUGGAUUUGGAAGAAAGGUGGAAAAAAAUAGUAUGUUAUCUGUU